Fusarium musae is the source of this 1383-nucleotide messenger RNA. It is a transcript of the gene ATG24, whose product is annotated as Sorting nexin-4. The record is from RefSeq and is a predicted model, not a curated record. The transcript has 2 exons. Bases 1 to 1383 code for a protein of 460 amino acids. Gene Ontology annotation, molecular function: phosphatidylinositol binding. Gene Ontology annotation, biological process: cytoplasm to vacuole targeting by the Cvt pathway; autophagy. Gene Ontology annotation, cellular component: phagophore assembly site. Lineage: Eukaryota; Fungi; Ascomycota; Sordariomycetes; Hypocreales; Nectriaceae.
AUGACGGCCACGGAACAGCAACAAGACGACUUCUCCAACGUCUCGUGGAGCGAACACGUCCACGACCAGACAUCUCGCUCUGUUCCUCCCGCCGAAGAGCCAGGCCAUGAUAUGAAUGCGCCCGGUACGGGGCUGGAGAUAGAUGCCCCCUCGCUGGGGAAUGAGGUCCUCGAGUGCACUGUUGGAACGCCCAUCAAGGAAAAUGACGGGACUAAGGAUGCUUUUGUCUCGUAUCUCAUCACCACAAACUCGACAUUCUCUGCCUUCCAGCGCUCAACUACAACCGUCCGCCGCCGCUUCACAGACUUCGUUUUCCUCUACAAACAACUCACCCGCGACUAUCCCGCCGCUGCCGUGCCCCCUCUGCCCGACAAGCAACGCAUGGAGUAUGUCCGCGGCGACCGCUUCGGCUCUGACUUUACCGCCCGCCGCGCCCACUCCCUCCAGCGCUUCUUGAACAGACUGUCUCUCCAUCCUACACUGCGCCGCGCUCCGAUCCUGCAUACGUUCCUCGAGAGCCCUGACUGGAAUGCUACCAUGCGCAGUCGUGGUGCACGAGCGAGCUCUGCGAGUGAUCCUGGAUCUGCGGGGGUGUUUGAUAACUUUGCUGAUACUUUCAUCAAUGCUUUUACGAAGCUGCAUCGUCCGGAUCGUCGGUUCCUUGAGGUCAAGGAGAAGAGCGAUAAGCUUGAUGAUGACCUGGGACAUAUUGAGAAGGUCAUUGCUAGGGUUGCUAGAAGGGAGACGGAUUUGGAGGUGGACUUGAGAGAUCUUGCAGAGCAGUUUCAGAAGCUCAUCCCACUUGAACCUCAUGUGGAGCCCGCAGUUCACGGCUUCUCUGCUUCUAUCGAAGACACAGCGACUCAUCUACGGAAACUCAAGGACGUCACUGAUCAAGACUACCUUGGCUCCCUGCGCGACAUGCAAGCUUAUUCCAUCGCCCUUAAGAACCUCCUCAAAGCCCGCGAGCAGAAACAGCUCGACUACGAACAACUUACCGAAUAUCUCAACAAAUCCACCACCGAGCGCGAUACCCUCCAGUCCGGCCAUCACGGCGGUUCCGGCGCUGGAAGCUUUCUGCGCGCCAAGAUCGAAGACGUGCGGGGCGUAGACCACGAGCAAGCACGCCGUGAGCGCACGCGCAAGUUGGAGCUCCGUGUUGAAGAGCUAACCCACGAGGUUGAGAGCGCACGCAAGACGAGCGACAUGUUUGACGAUGAGGUUGUCAAGGAGGUCGCUGAUUUCGAGCGCAUCAAGAGGAUUGAGAUGAAGAGUCAGCUGGGAGGUCUCGCAGAUGCGCACAUCGAGUUCUAUGGCGAGGUUGCUAGUAUUUGGGAAAAGUACGUCCAGGAGAUGGAGAAGGAGAGCAUCACGAGUGCGUAG